This is a messenger RNA of Vicia villosa (hairy vetch), 1453 nucleotides long. RefSeq names its product probable glutamate dehydrogenase 3. Gene Ontology annotation, cellular component: mitochondrion. Gene Ontology annotation, biological process: L-glutamate catabolic process. Bases 749 to 1276 code for a protein of 175 amino acids. Lineage: Eukaryota; Viridiplantae; Streptophyta; Magnoliopsida; Fabales; Fabaceae. Gene Ontology annotation, molecular function: L-glutamate dehydrogenase (NAD+) activity. The record is from RefSeq and is a predicted model, not a curated record. The transcript has 8 exons.
AAUCAAAACAAGCCAUUGAUUCACAAAUCAUCUUCGUCAUCUUUUUUCGGUAACCCUAAGUCAUCAUCAAUUCACCACCGCCAGCCAUCGAUUCACCAUCGUCAGCCAUCAUUUCUCCCUCGCCAGCCAUCGAGUAUCCAUCGUUCCACCACACUCUUCUCCACUUUUUACCCUGUUCCCAAAAAUAAACCCUAAAGCUGAUUCCUAUGAAGAAUGACGAGAUUCAAUCCCUAAAUCGAUUCUUCAAUUUGUUCAAUUUCUCCUAUAUCCUCUCUUUGAAGAAUAACACAACUGAAUCCCUAAAGACGAUUUGUUGAUUCCUAUCUUUGAGAAAUUGUUGUUGCUGACUCUAUUGAUUUUGUUUUCUUUCUUCUCGAUUCUGUGAAAGUGUUGCUUGCUUGCACCCCUCCUUGUCACUCUCGUUGCUUUGAAAUUAGGUUUGACACUGGAGACUCUGUACUUAAUCUUCCUUUACCAGAGCGUUGGGUGAUUUCAAAACAUCAUUUGCUUAUUGAAUCUGUUAGUGCAAGCUAUAACAAAUUUUUCUUUGGAGAAGUGGGAAGAGAAACAUAUGAUUUCUUUUGGGCUGAUUUUGCUGGUGGUACAUUGAGGCUAGUAAAGGGCGGCUUUACAACUCUGGAAAUGAUGGAAACUCUAUUGCUUUUAUGGCACAAGCUAUUUUAUUGUAUACUUUUGAGAACAUACUUAAAGUGCUACAUCCUUUCAUGCCAUUUGUAACAGAGGAACUAUGGCAGCUACCAACAGGAAAUUUAAGUUGGCUUCUAGGCUUUUGGGAUUGGAUUCCAAGCUCGAGAAAAGUUUACUCAUUCCAUUCAGAGAGAUCAAGGUUGAAUGUACCAUUCCAAAAGACGACAGAACGUUGCAGUCUUACAUUGGGUUUCGAGUUCAACAUAAUAAUGAUAGAGGCCCUGUGAAAGGAGGGAUCAAAUACCAUCCUGAGGUUGAUCCAGAUGAGGUGAAUGCUUUAGCACAACUAAUGACAUGGAAAACAGUUGUAGCUAAUAUACCUUAUGGUGGCGCGAAAGGAGGGAUAGGGUGUAACCCUUCAGAGCUAAGUCUAUCUGAGUUAGAAAGACUUACAGGAACGCGUCCUCUUCCUGACAUACAUAAUACUCCAAAAGGAGUUAAAGCUCGAAUUUGGGUAGCACUGACUACCUUUUUCUUGAUGGUAUUUUCUCUUUUUCGUCAAUUUUCUUGCCGCAUGACCAACAAACUUCCUGGAAUAUCAUCUAAUGAAGAUCAGAGAAAGUCAUAACCAACUCUCAAGACAAAAAAUGUGGAAGUUCUUUCUCCAUCAACUAAAGAAAAUACAGAGGAAAUUCUCCUUCCCUCGUUGCUAAAAAGGUUAGGUGAUUUGUGCAUUGUUGGAAAUUGGAAAGUCAAUAAUGGCCAUCGAGGAGUCACGUUCGGCUGGAGAGAACUAGUUUUCUUA